Molecule: messenger RNA, 2423 nt
Organism: Gekko japonicus
Lineage: Eukaryota; Metazoa; Chordata; Lepidosauria; Squamata; Gekkonidae
Gene: RDH14
Product: retinol dehydrogenase 14 (all-trans/9-cis/11-cis)
Exons: 2
Coding region: 19-1011 (330 amino acids)
Source: RefSeq, a predicted model, not a curated record
GGUCCCUCCCUAGCCCAGAUGGCCGCCACAGCGGUCGUGCUGGCCGCAGCUCUGGGUGGAGGGCUGCUUCUCAUAGCCCGGCGCCUCUGGUCGGCGGCGGGGAAGGUGACUCGCAGCGUGUCUGCCGCUUCCAUGGAAGGCAAGACGGUGAUUAUCACCGGAGCUAACAGCGGCCUCGGACGAGCUACGGCGGCGGAGCUGCUACGGCAACACGCGAGGGUCAUAAUGGCUUGCCGGGACCGCGGCCGCGCCGAGGAGGCAGCGCGCGAGCUCCGCGCCGAGCUCGGCCUGUGCUCGCGGGGAGGGGGCGAGUGCCGCGGGGAACUCCUGGUGCGAGAGCUCGACUUGGCCUCGCUCCGCUCAGUGCGCAGCUUCUGCCAGCAGGUGCUGCAGGAACAGCCUAGGGUGGAUGUCUUGAUCAACAAUGCAGGGAUAUUCCAGUGUCCCUACACAAAGACAGAGGAUGGUUUUGAGAUGCAGUUUGGUGUCAACCAUUUAGGCCAUUUCUUGCUUACAAAUCUCCUCCUGGGGCUUCUGAAGAGCUCCGCCCCCAGCAGGAUUGUGGUGGUUUCCUCCUCCCUUUACAAGUAUGGAGAGAUCAACUUUGACGACUUGAACAGCGAGCUGAGUUACAACAAAAGCUUUGCUUACAGUCGAAGCAAACUGGCUAACCUCCUGUUUGUCAGGGAGCUGGCCCGACGCUUAGAAGGCACCGGAGUCACUGUCAAUGCCCUCCAUCCUGGUAUUGUCAGAACAAAUCUAGGCAGACACAUACAUAUUCCUUUACUGGUAAAGCCCCUCUUAAAUUUGGUGUCUUGGGCUUUCUUCAGAUCCCCCUUGGAAGGAGCCCAGACAUCUAUUUAUCUGGCCUCCUCUCCUGAAGUCGAGGGUGUAUCUGGGAAAUAUUUUGGAAACUGCAAGGAGCAGCCACUACCGCCUAAAGCCGCAGAUGACUUAGUGGCAAGGAAACUGUGGGAUAUCAGCGAAGUGAUGGUGGGGCUGCUAAAAUGAAUGCCAAGGGGAUGCACCAAAUAAGUAUAUUGUGUAAAUUAUUUAUUUUGAGACCUUACCAUUUCCUGCCUCAAUUGUCCUUUCCCUGUUGAGACACAGGAAGUACAAACAAUUCUGUGUCUAUGAUUGGGAAGCAUUAUAGCAACCAGUGCAGGAUAUCUCUCUGUGUGGUUUUUUUUUUUUUAAAGAAUCUAUUCUUGGUACUAAAGAAAUGUCAUAUUUAAAGAGAAGAUUUAGAAUAUAAGAAAAAAGCCAGUAUAUUUCUGUUUUGAGAAAAGAUGUAGUUGUUCAGCAAAGGGGAAGUUGUCUGGUUUCUAAUAUAUAUAUGCUGGCCAUUCAGAGCUUUAUGUCUGAAUUAGCUGUGCAUGAUGCUGUAUUUGAAGUGUGUGGCACCUUUGUUUCUUUAUUCUUAAAGGGAUGCGAGGCAUAUGAGGGGAGGGAGAGAAAUGUCUUGGGAGCACAGUGUGUGUCUGCCUGCUUUGGUGAGCAAACCCCGCUAGAUAUACACACAGAGACAGUAUGGGGAAACCUGACUUGCGGUGAAGUAACACUGUUGCCAACUGGUUCACCAGAUGCUUUUGGAGCAGAAUCCGGGACACAGUUGAGCAUUUAAAAGUCUUGCACAGGGUACAGCUCAAAAACUUAUUUCCAUCUAUUGUUGCCUCAUUGCCAGCUACCCUUACCCCUCCUUAAAAAAAAAAAAAAAAAAAAAGCUCUGUUGAGACAGCUCAGGCAUAUCAGUCAGGUGUACUUUUUGGGCAUCUCAGAUGUUGGCCUGAACCUUUACAUUUAUUAUACAGCAAGGCUGAAGCCUGCUGUGUUGGAAACGUGUGCCCAGGGCCAGGUGUGGAAAAGCCAGUUUUAGGUAUCUCAAGCGUGCACUUAUUAAGUAGAUUAUUUGUAUUUCCCAAAACCAAGCAGCCAGGACUUGGCAAGCCCACGGAGGCUGCGGUCCUAAGCAGCAUAGCCUAAUAAGCCUUGCUGAAAUCUAUACCCCUCGCCUCAACAUCAAAUACAUAAAAGUGGGAUAUGGCACAAGGUUCUUCACAAAUGCAAGAGUUCACCUGUCCGGAGCCGUCUCAGGGGUUCGUAUUCCUGUGCCCUUCUUUCAGAGAAAGACAUUUUGGUAUAUAUUAAUAGAUGUGAAUUGAACUCCACAUUAAACCGGAAGCUGAGAGCUUGGCCUCUAUGGAUUUAAUCAGAAAUAAGUGAGGUCACUGAAAAAGUAUGUGUAAACUACAAGCCCCAAACCACCUAAAGCUGCCAUCUGUUCCUCAUUACAGUACUACCAAGUGGUUUCUGUGGCCUCAGUGAGCGUGCUUCCAUUUGACAACUUUCUGCUUUUAAAUACAGUGGGUUGGAUCCCUAGGUACUCUUAUGCGAGCGGAAGACAUUCCCACAUAUACCGGGGG